AUGUGGUCGCGUCUGAGCUGGAAGGAUACACUCGUGCCGUAUGGUUUCAUAGCCAUGGCUUUUGUAAGAGCACAGUCGGCAGAACUUUCGGACUAUGUCCUUCCAUCGACUGGCUCCAUCAACGGUGGUAACACUUUCGAUGGUGUUGCCUUGCCAUUUGGCAUGGUGAAAUUAGGUGCGGACGUGUUUUCGGGGGUUGACAAUUAUUCUGGAAACUCGCCAUGGGGAAACUUCACUGGAUUCUCGAUGAUGCACGAGAGUGGAACUGGUGGAGCUCCAAAGUAUGGAGUUGUCUCACAAUUGCCUGUGCUAGGCGACAUUCCUAACCCUUUGGCAAACUUACAUGCCAUCAGAUCGGCUCCCGACAUUACCUCCCUAGGAUAUUUCAAAGCUUCAUUAGGCUCCAAUAUCACGGUCGAGCUCAGUGCUACAAGCCGCGCAGGGAUUUACCAAUACACGUUUCCCCCUGAAAAUACGCCGAACGUUAUUGUGGACGUAUCACAUGUCCUCCCAUCAUUCAGAGGACAAGGUCUUUCACAAAAUUAUCGCGGUGGCAACAUUACUACUUUGGAGGAUCAUUAUGAAGGAUAUGGCGUCUACGACAAUGGAUGGAAUAGAGCACCAGACUGGAAGAUAUAUUUCUGUGGAUAUUUCGACCAGCCAAUGGCCGCGACAACGUUCGUUGCGCAAGAUGAUGACGAAACUAUCAUUGCUGAUUAUAGCACUGCGCCUCAAGCUGUAUCAAAAACUCGCGUGGGCUCGGUGUUCACUUUCAACACCACAUCUGUAAUGUCUAGAGUCGGCAUCUCUUUCAUAUCUAGCUCACAGGCUUGUGAAAAUGUCAAUUCACAAAUUCCAAAUGGGGCGACAAUCGAGUCAGUCAGAGACAAUGCACGGAAGGUCUGGAACGAAGAAGUUCUUUCAAAAAUAACAACAACUGAGACGAAUGUGGAGAAUCUACAAUUGCUCUACAGCUCCAUAUAUCAUAUGCACUUGAUUCCCUCCAACAGGACAGGUGAGAACCCUCUGUGGUCUUCUGACGAGCCGUACUUCGACGAUACGUUCACAAUGUGGGAUCUCUUCAGAUGUACAACCUCACUUUGGCACGUAUUACAACCUGAUUUUCUAGAAGAAUACCUCAGGUCCUUCAUCGAUAUCUUUCGUUUUGAGGGCUACACCGGUGGCGCAAGGUCAUCAAACUACAACGGUGCCGUUCAAGGUGGGACGAGCGUAGACAACAUCCUCGCAGAUGCUUAUGUAAAAGGCGUUCGAGGAGUCAUCAAUUGGACGACAGCGUACGAAGCCAUGGUACAAAAUGCUGAAGUAGUCCCACUUCCCAACAACGACCCUCGAGACAUGUCUUCUUCCACAAAGGAGGGUAGAGGAGCUCUUUCUGACUGGCUUGAGCACGGCUUCAUUACUACCAAGUUUGGCCGAUCUGUAAGUCGAGCAGUGGAGUAUGCUGUCAACGACUUCUCUUUGGCCCAAGUUGCAGCUGGGCUUGGGAAACAGGAUGAUCUGGACAAGUACUUGGCGCGGAGUCGGCAGUGGCAGAACCACUGGAACCCAAAUGCCACUGCCCUGAACUUUACCGGCUUUCUAGUACCACGCACGAUCGAUGGUUUCAUCGAGCAGGACCCGUUGAGCUGUGGAGGUUGUUACUGGGCCGAUGCGUACUACCAGGCUUUACCAUGGGAAUACAGCCUCAACGCUCAUCAUGAUAUGAGUAGCCUCAUCACUCUUUGCGGCGGACCUGGAACAUUUCUGUCGCGUCUCGAAACGAGCUUCAAGCCUGGGAUCAAUACAUCUGGCCGUUCAGUGGCUUUCAACAACACGAUAAUCAACCCUGGGAACCAGCCGAGUUUUGCCACACCGUACCUGUUCAAUUACAUUAACCGACAGGAUUUGAGUGUCAAACAUAGUCGUUUCAUCGCGAAGAGUUACUAUUCUCCCACUCCAGGUGGUCUUCCUGGGAAUAGCGAUGCAGGUGCUAUGGAGUCUUGGUUGAUAUGGAACAUGUUGGGACUGUAUCCCAUGGUUGGACAAACAACUUUCCUCGUCGGAUCUCCGUGGUUUGCAAAUACCACCAUCUCCUUGGGAUUUGGCAAAGCCUUGACUGUCACAACAGUCAAUGCCUCAGAUACGUCUUUUUAUGUGCAGUCACUCUCACUCAAUGGCGAAAAUUGGACGAAAUCCUGGGUAACCUGGGAUGAUGUCUUUGCCAAUGGUGGGACUAUGAACUUUGUGCUGGGCCCUGAACCAAAAAACUGGGCGACUGGACCUCUUCCACCUACUCCUGCUAGUGAAUUCGGGAACUACAAUGUACCGACUUCGAUUCCCACACGACCAUUAGUGCCACCCGAAGAAGUUCCCGAAACAGUCCAAGGUGAUAGCCCGCAUGGAAAAUCUACCAAGUGGAGAAAUGUAGGACUGGGAGUCAUGGGCGCCGUUUUUUUCCUGCUGGGCGGUGUAACAGUCGCAACAUGGUGGCUGAGGAGGAGGAGGAGGAUAUUUGAAGCAGUUGAGCUGUCGAAAGAGAGCGAAUCUGAUGGAUCUAGCGCAGCAGUGGUCUCUUAA
Cadophora gregata is the source of this 2577-nucleotide messenger RNA. RefSeq lists its product as uncharacterized. Gene Ontology annotation, molecular function: carbohydrate binding; peptide-N4-(N-acetyl-beta-glucosaminyl)asparagine amidase activity. The record is from RefSeq and is a predicted model, not a curated record. Gene Ontology annotation, biological process: protein quality control for misfolded or incompletely synthesized proteins; protein deglycosylation; carbohydrate metabolic process. Gene Ontology annotation, cellular component: cytosol; nucleus. Bases 1 to 2577 code for a protein of 858 amino acids. The transcript is spliced from 3 exons. NCBI's taxonomy places the organism in Eukaryota, Fungi, Ascomycota, Leotiomycetes, Helotiales, Ploettnerulaceae.